This is a messenger RNA of Westerdykella ornata, 2918 nucleotides long. Its product is annotated as KEX1 protease precursor. The transcript has a single exon. Gene Ontology annotation, molecular function: serine-type endopeptidase activity. Bases 285 to 2798 code for a protein of 837 amino acids. Gene Ontology annotation, biological process: protein processing. Gene Ontology annotation, cellular component: trans-Golgi network; Golgi membrane. NCBI's taxonomy places the organism in Eukaryota, Fungi, Ascomycota, Dothideomycetes, Pleosporales, Sporormiaceae. The record is from RefSeq and is a predicted model, not a curated record.
CUUCGCACCUUCUUACCCCCUUCCGCCCCACGACCGCUUUCACCACUCUCAGCACUCUGCAAGUCGGGUGCUGCGAGACUCUCUCUUAGCCGUCUUCUCCUUCAUUCUUGCGUUCAGCGCCCUGUUGCUGGCACAUUGGUACAUGCGGACGCUGCCAUCUUUUGGCGACGCCUGCCUUCUCCACCUCCCGUUUCUCCGCUGAAUCGCUACGAGAGAGUGUCUUGCCCUGGUUUCAUGUUACUUUCCGAUCCAUAGGUCCCGUCUUUCUUCUGAGGACGCCCACCAUGCGCCUUAUCAGUUUCUGGGGCCUGUUGGCCGCCACGUCCCUCGCAUCAGCAGGGCGACACCAUCUGCCGCCGCGUAACUAUACAACCCACGAUUACUAUGCUAUCCACGUCGCUUCUUCCACGUCUCCGGCCGAGCUGGCUGCACACCUCGGCCUCGAUCACGACGGCCCGCUCGGAACCCUAUGCGAUUUCCACCUGUUCAAGGCCCCCAAACAUGCAAACGACAUUGUUGAAGAUGCAAGACAAGAGCUCAGGAGGCGGCGGCGGAAGCGAGAGAUUGGCCUUGAAUACCAUCCCCUCGACAGCAUCAAAUUCACCCAGAAGCAAAAGCUGAAGCCGCGACACUGGAAGCGGAGCGUGAUCCCUACCCUAAGCGGCCGAGCUGGCGUGGAGGAGAGCGAGGCGGUCAAGACCCAGCGCGAAAUCGCGAGCACACUCAAGAUCAACGACCCCAUCUUUGAAGAGCAGUGGCACAUCUUCAACGUCCAGGACCGCGGAAACGACGUCAAUGUCACGGAUGUAUGGCUUCAGGGCAUAACGGGCAAGGACGUCACGGCAUGCAUCGUGGACGACGGCCUCGACAUGGACAGCGAGGACCUCAAGGACAACUUCUUCGCCGCUGGAUCCUACGACUUUAAUGACCACGUCGAGCUCCCCAAGCCCCGUCUGUCCGACGACCGGCACGGCACCCGAUGCGCUGGGGAGGUCGCUGCUGGGAGAAACAAUGCUUGCGGUGUUGGCAUCGCCUAUGACGCGAAGAUUUCUGGCGUCCGCAUCCUCUCUGGCGAAAUCACCGACGUCGACGAAGCCCUCGCCCUAAACUAUGGUCUCGAGGUGAACGACCUCUACUCGUGCUCCUGGGGCCCCCCGGACGACGGCAAGACCAUGCAGGCGCCAGGCAUUCUCAUCAAGCAGGCGCUGGUCGAUGCGGUGCAAAAGGGGCGGGAUGGCAAGGGGGCCAUCUACGUCUUCGCCGCGGGCAAUGGCGCGGCGGCCGACGACAACUGCAACUUUGACGGCUACACCAACAGCAUCUACAGCAUCACCGUCGGCGCCAUUGACAAGCAGAACUUGCACCCCUACUAUUCGGAAGCAUGCUCGGCGCAGCUUGCUGUGACGUACAGCAGCGGCAGCGGCGAUUCGAUCCACACCACGGAUGUCGGCGCAAACAAGUGCACGAGCUCGCAUGGUGGCACCUCUGCUGCAGGCCCAAUUGCAGUGGGCAUAUACGCUCUCGCGCUCCAAGCGCGGCCCGAUCUCACCUGGCGCGACAUGCAGUGGAUCACCGUCAUGUCUGCUGUGCCGUUCGACCAGCCGAGCGACUGGACCAAGACUGCAAUCGGCCGCACCUUUAGCCAUCAGUUCGGAUAUGGAAAGCUAGAUGCCUACGCUGUCGUCGAAACGGCCAAGACGUGGAAGAAUGUGAAGCCUCAGGCAUGGUUCUUCUCGCCCUGGAUGCACGUCAAGACCCCGAUCCCUGAGGGCGACGAAGGCCUCGCCAGCGAGUUCGAGGUCACCGCGGACAUGCUCAAGGAAGCCAACCUCGAAACGGUCGAACACAUCACCCUGACCAUGAACGUCGAACAUGAGCGUCGCGGCGAUUUGAGCGUCGAGCUUAUCAGUCCCGCCGGCGUCACUAGUCACCUUUCAACGGCACGCCGCGACGAUGAUGCGGCUGUUGGCUACGUUGACUGGACCUUCAUGAGCGUCGCGCACUUUGGCGAGAAGGGCAUUGGCAAGUGGACUGUGAUUGUCAAGGACACCAUCAAAGACAAUGGCAAGACUGGCGUCUUCACGGAUUGGAAGCUUCGCCUCUGGGGCGAAUGCAUCGAUGCCUCCAAGCAGAAGCCGUUACCUUUGCCAACUCAGCACGACGACGAUGACCACGACGUCAUUGACGGCCAUCCAGCUCACACCACGACCGUCAGCGUGCCCUCGAGCACCCCCAAGCCGCCUGUCAACCCCAGCGACGUCCCUAACCGGCCCAUCAACCAGAAGCCUAGCCCAUCGCCAAACCCCGCCUCCACGGAGUCCGCAUCGUCAUCACCUUCAAGCGCACCUGAAAACUUCCUUCCAUCCCCCUUCCCCACGUUUGGUGUGUCUAAGCGCACCCAAAUCUGGAUCUAUGGCAGCAUAGGGCUAAUUCUUGUCUUCUGCGCUAGUCUGGCAACUUAUCUGUUCCUUGCUCGGCGCAAGCGGCUGCGGUCGAGCCGGGAUAACUACGAGUUCGAGAUGCUAGACGACGCGGAUGACGACGAGGGUGGCGCGAGGGCGGGCAUGUUGAGCGGGACAGCGGGGGGCAGGCGAAAGGGAAGGGCAAAGAGGGGCGGCGAGCUUUACGAUGCCUUUGCUGGCGAGAGCGACGACGACCUACUGAGUGAGAGCGAUGGUGAGGAGGGUCCGUAUAGGGAUCAGGAGGACAGGGAGUAUGACGAGAAGCAGGCGAUGGAGGACGACAGCGAUGCAGGCGAAAGCAGCGGAAGCGCAAGUUCGGGGCCGAAGAGGCAGUGAGCGGUAGCAUAGGUGGUGCUUUGGCGCUAUCACCUUUCAUUCCUAUCGUUUGGAAUCCUGUCAAUAGAUCUUCCUUCUCUGUGCAAAGGUACCAGAGCCAUCCAAUCUGUUGCUGAUCAA